GCCAUCUCAAUCCGCUGUAAAACUACAGUGUUUAUCCAUUUUCCACUUCCUUUUUGACACAUUUUUACACUUUCUUUCUUGUUUUAGGCUUUUAUUCAUAAUCCUUCUCAUAGAUUCUUCACAUUGCAGUGCGCCCACGUCGGGGACACUUAUAACUGAAGCCCGUGUCCCUCUUUUGUGCGUCUGUAUGCAUUGUUAACUUGACGAACAGCGAUGCUCUGCUUGUGAUGGAGACCGACAACAGUGCGACCAUAGCGGUGGCUCCCGAAGAGUGGGACGCGCCGGGAGAAGUGGAGGUGUCGCCUGCCGCUGACUGCGCUCCUGCGGUCGGUGCCGAAGUGGUCUGCUCCGGAGAAGGGUCACAGAGCGGAGCGAGGAAGAGAGGGAAGAGGAGGCCGAACUUUAAGCAGACGUCAUCCCGCCCAGAGGAUGAGCGCUGCAGUGGCUGUCGGGUGAAGUUUGAGCGCCACGGGCGGAGCUUUAACCGACGAGCCCUGUGCACCUUCACCAACCUGGAGACGGCUCGCUGGACCUUCCCUCAGGCCGCAGAACAACUCCAGGAAUCCAGCUUCUUGUGUGAGACCUGCGCCCAGCUCAUACGCAGCAAAUAUAGGAAGAGACAGUGUGGCAAGAGGACUCUAUGGAUCAGACCCAUAAACACGGCACAGAUGGAGCCCCAGUCCCGACCUAAAGAAAAGCGUUCUGGGAAAAAGUCGAGAGCAGCCCUCUUGGUCAGUCAAUCACGUUAUAAAUCAGCUUUCAGAGUCCUGUGGUCUGCCAGAGGAGCCAGAAAACCCAUGAUGGACUUCAUCAGCAAACAACUCAAACUAGAGAUGAAGGAGCUGUCUCGACAGCACGGCAGUCCAUUCCAUCAGAAGGUUGCGAGCUCAAAGCCGAUGUCGAUGUUUCCGUGGCGACGCUGUUUAAAUUGGGCUCAGGAGAAGGCCCCCCUCGUCACACACUGCAUCAGAGCCAUGUUUCCAGACGCGGCCGCCAUCGCCAAGAGCAGCCAUGUCUUGACGGAGGAGCAGGCUGGUGCACUGUUGGACCGGCGGAUCGUGACGGCGCUGUCCAUCCCGCUCUUCACGCGAAACGUUUACAAGAACAAUUUUGUGCAGGCGUCUCUAGGGGCGGAGCUUAGGCUGCAGGGCGUGUCCGGGUCGGGGCUAGACUCUCUGAACGCUUUGGGACUGUGUCAGAACAAAGACACUGUGAGGCUCCUGCUGCUACGGCUACUACAGGGCAGACGCGGGAGGCUGUUGUCAAACGGUCGCUUUGGUCAGAGGUUAAAACAAGAGCAGCUCAAAGCCCAUCAAAGCCCAGAUGUGGAGCAGCAGGAGGGGAGCGAAGAGGUGGAGGCCGAGUCCGAUACUGAGCGAGCGGAGACUGAACUGACAGCGGAUGAAGUCGAGGACGAAGUUGAGGAGGACCUGGAGGAAAACGAUGAAGAGGAGUCCAAAGAAAGAACAAGGAAGAAAAGGAAACAUCGCAAAGAAGAGGAAGAGACUGAUGAGAGUAAAAAAGGCAGAGUUGUUGUGGUUCGGUUGGGUCUGUUACACGAACAUGCCGACCCUUAGCCACGCCAAUCUGAACUUUACUUUGGACUCACUCUCUGAGAGUCGGAACCGCUUAUAAUUGAGGUGGACGUUAGGGCUGAAUUUUGUGGUCAGUUUUGCUCUUUAAUUUCCAGAUUGCGGAUAUUUUGUCUCAGUUUAUGGUAGCUAUAGCUGUCAUAUUCUGGCCUAUUCACAUAAAAUGAAAAUUAAGUUUGCUAUCUGCUCUGUCAAGGUAAAAUAUGUCAUUCAUUCACAAAGGUAUAACUAUUGUCAGUUAACAGGUGUAGCCUCGGGGGUUAUCAAAAACUCAAUUAAUGGAUACUAAUUGAUAAUAUACUGAGUAAAAUAAAAAAUACACCCAGGAAUGUAAACACCAAUAUGCACACAGGUAUCCCACAAAACCAGAUAUUAUAUUUGCUCUGCUCAAAUCAACAAGAAACUCUCAGACAUGCCACACACUACCCACUCUGAUCCCCAGCUGUAAACCCUUUAAGAUAAUAUGUCACCAGAAUGUUUAACAUUCCAGAAUGGAGGCAAGUGGAGGCAAAAUAAAGUAUACCAUAAUGCAUUUUUAAUAAUUAACUAACAACAGCUCUAAAUGGUUGUGUCUUUAUAAUAAAAAGUAAUUUCCAUUUCCAAAACCUAAAACAUCUGUAUGUUUCCUUCAGCAAAAAUGCUUGGUGUCAUUUACAACUGUGUUUAUCCUAUUCAAUGAUAAACACAGUUGUAAAUGUCUUUGCAGCUCUGUUGUCUGAGUUGUUUUCAUUUGCUAAACCCACCUUCAUUUUUCAUUCCAAUUUCUCAUGCUCCAUUUUACUUUUGCCUCCCACUGCAUCCAUUUACAUGUGUAAUGUAAUGCUGAGCGAAAGUUCUGAAAAACUAUCCAAAACACUUUUUACUUCCUGUAGUUAAGAGUGAAUAACCCACAUUUUGCUCUCCUUCUAUUUUCACAUUGUUGUUUGUGAAAAUUAAGUUGUUGCAAUUUAACAUUUGGAGUUCCCUGAGACAACCCUCCGACUGCAACAUGGUAACAUGCCCUGAACACUGAUUUCACUGAACCACUAUGAAGUUGACGUCAAAGGUUUUUGGGAAUGUGUGGACAUAGUCUUAUUUUCAGUAAUGUAAAACUUUAUAGUCCUCAUUAUCAUUUUGAAAGUUAACUUGUUUGUUAAUAAAAAAAAAUAAAAAACU
Messenger RNA from Boleophthalmus pectinirostris (great blue-spotted mudskipper), 2747 nucleotides. RefSeq lists its product as uncharacterized. Bases 228 to 1577 code for a protein of 449 amino acids. Lineage: Eukaryota; Metazoa; Chordata; Actinopteri; Gobiiformes; Gobiidae. The record is from RefSeq and is a predicted model, not a curated record. The transcript has 7 exons.